AAAGUAUUUCCUUAAAAUGGAAGUUAAAAAUAUUGAUAUUUCAAAAAGAAGUUUUCACGUACAUACGCGCCAUCACUCAUUGACACGUACAAUCCAUCCGGAGAGCCGAGUACUUUCUAUACAAUAUACUUCCCUUACGCCUAAUGAAGGUCUGGUAUAUCUUGAGACGAACUUGAAGACUGCAAUAUCUUUUGAUAGCUCUUCGCCGCGUCGUGUGCCUCAGGUUAGGUUUCUAUUGGGCGUCCACGGUGUCCGAGUAAGAACAUCUGAUCGUGCAGAAGAUGAGGGUCCUACACAAGACCUCUGUGCCUCCAUUGAAAUUAAAGUACCCGCACAGCAUUCUUUUGCAGGUGAAACUGAUGUGCGAUCUUCAUUACCUGUCAUGCUUGAGGUUCCAAUUUUAGCGUGUACUAUUUCCGAAAAGGUCCCUGCAUGCCAGCCGAGAUUGGCCGCAGGCGACGUAUUCUCGAGAAAAUUAAGCGGAAUUCACCAGGGUAGCCGAAUUCCUAGUGGGCCUACGACAUCCCCCGCAUUUCAUAGGGUAUUUUCCCCUUCGUAUGUGGUAAUGGAUGGAGAGGUGAUAGACCACACGAGGGGGUAUGGCGAUACCCAUGGUGAAGUUGUAGUAGGGACAAAAUGGCGACAACGACGUGUCUGGUUUAUUGAUCUAACACAGCUGUCCUUACAAGACAGUACGGUGUUAAUUGACCAAACAACAGGACGGAUUUUAGUGCCUACGGCACUGCAAUGCAAAUACAAUUUAUUUCCUCCGUGUAAGGAUGUCGCAUCAGGAUCGCCGCGCGCCGCGUGUGAGGAUUCAAAUCAAACAAACGAUCCUCUUCACUCUGAAGGAACGAACAAUAGUAUUGUAAAGCAACUUCGAGUUGUCUUGUUGAAUGAUUUAUUGUCGCUUGACCAUCUGAUUCAAAAGACUGAAAUUGAAGGGGGCAAUUGCAUGAGUAUCGAUAUACCGAUAUUAAAUUUUAGAUUAGCUUCGAUUAAUCUAUGCAAACGACCAUGUAGGGAAUAG
This is a messenger RNA of Phytomonas sp. Hart1, 1030 nucleotides long. The record is from the annotation of a GenBank genome assembly. Lineage: Eukaryota; Euglenozoa; Kinetoplastea; Trypanosomatida; Trypanosomatidae.